AUGAAAGCGGCAGCCUUGCACGCAUUGCUUCUUCAGAUUGUUGCUGCCCGGAAGUGGUGCUUGCAAAAUGCGGGACAAUGUUAUGGCAAUCAGCAUGCCUUCACCAAGGUUGAGCAUUUCCCUUGGGUCCAGUCUUGGGGCGUUGCUCAUGCACGUUUGGCGGAUAUGGACAGCGAUGGAGAUUUGGAUGCCCUUGUAUUGAAGGAAGGCAAGUUUUGGUUCUAUGAACGCAACAGCUCAGGGGAUCUCAUAGAAGGAACCCAGCUCAGGGUUCAAUUCGCGCCUGACACUUCAAUGCGCAUCCACCAUGACCAUGAUGAGCCAGCAAUGGCGUUUGAAUUAACGGAUUGGGAUCGAGAUGGAGACCUUGAUGUGAUCCUCUCAGAUGACGGCAGGCUCCGCUAUUUCGAACACCUCCGCCCUGCCAAUGCCUCGUUCUUCCUCAUCGAACAGCAAGUCUCCGAGUUGGUCGUUUUGGAUUCUUACAUCGAAAUUGUGCGCGAAACACGGCCAUUUCCACUCUCUCACUCUCACACUCUCGAAAUUGUCGAUUGGAACCAAGACGGGCACCUAGAUGUGAUCGUUGAUAUGACCCGGUAUUUUCAAAGUCACCAUGGCAAGCUUCAAGAGAUGCCAGCUGAACGCAAUCCAUUUCGCGACCUUCGUCAAACCGUGUGUGGGGAUGACGAGUUAAUGGCCAUUCGAUUGGCUGACUGGGAUAACGAUGGGGAUCUCGAUGUUAUUGCUCAUUGUGCUGGGUACUGUGUGCAAUGGGGUUAUUGCCAGUUGUCAGUAAGCUAUGCAGAGCAGCUCGCAGAUGGAACCUUUCUCAUGGCUUUGUCUGGCUGGGCGAGCACCGUUGAUCUAGUUUCCAACUCUAAUUUAUUUCUUUGCUGGGAUUGCCUGCAGGUGAUCGACUGGAAUGGAGAUGGGCUUUUGGAUUUGUUUACCGACAGCCGGGUCUUCUUGAGGAGCCGUGCCUCAGAGUGGGUCCCAAGAAAAGGCAGUGAGAAUCCUUUCGCCGGCUUAUUGUUCGCAAAUGCGCGACCUUAUCUGGUAGAUUGGGACUUGGAUGGCCAUCUUGAUAUGCUGGUGCGGGAGUCAGAUCAUUUGCGACUUAUCCUUCAAAAGCAAGGCAUGGACAGUUUGUCGCUGCAAGACAAUGCUGACAAGACCUGUCCUUAUCGCCCGGACUGGGCGUGGAAAGUGCUGGACUGUGAUGGCGAUGGAGAGCUGGACUUGGUUAGACUAUGGUACGAUCGUUACAAGUCGUACUCGAUUCAAGGCGCAGUCUCUUGCAAGCAGCAAGGCGGCGAGCUUCUAUGUGAGAACCAUUGUUUUGUUGAGCCUGUCCUAAAGUAUGCAAAGAACGGUUUUGCGCUCGGGGAUUGGGACAAUGAUGGUGACAUGGACCUAGUGGUGAUCAAGGAGGGUUCAGCCAGAGAGCCCUUUUUGAUGGACAAUGGUUUUUGCGUGCUGGAGCAGGCCUGCAGUGGUAUUGGUCGUUGCUUGGCUUCGGGUCAGUGCUCUUGCCCCAAGGAUCGGUCACUGAGCGAUUGCUCUGGUUGUGCUGUGGGCUAUUACACACCAGCCUAUCAGAUUGGCGGCAGAAAUGUCCAUGGCUGUGAAAGUUGUCCAGUUAACAUGAAAGAGGCUGUUUGUGCCGGUCGGGGUGUUUGCGUUGAUGAUGCUUAUGCUCAUUAUGCACAGUCUUUGCAGCAGACAAAUCUCACCAGCAGGACAAGGGGCAAUGGCUCUUGCAUUUGUGCCACAGAACAUUUUGUCGGACUUGACCAACUACAGCGCCAGACAUGUGCACAGGGCACGUGUCCUGAAGGCUAUAUGGAGACUGCUGUGAACGUGACGCAUUUGUUGCAUCCGCAAGUUCAACUUAGCUUCGGGUGUCAGGUCUGUCCUGCGGGGAGCUUUUCAAAUGGUGGUCGCCCGUGCAAGCAGUGUGAGGAAGGUGAAAUCCCAUCUGAGGAUGCUACCUCCUGCUUGGCUUGCAAUGAGCAUAGGGGCUUUCUGGUCUUCAUGGUAGAUGAAGCUGGCUUGCACUGCAUUCUGCCUCCUUUACAAUGGGUCGCCUUGGCGGUUUUCUGUUUGGCCCUGGUCUGCUUCGUCCGCUUUUUGGCCAUGGCAUGUUGCUAUGUGGUGCCCAUUGCAGAUCUCACCAGGCAGAUCGAUGGAGUCAUCGUCACAAGUCAUGGAGAACAUUGGCUCCAGCGCGAUGUGGCUGUAGCUUUCAAACACGCAGAAAUCCCUUGGCUAGACACAGGCGAGUGGCGAGUGAAAUGCGUCAGCAAGGAGCGCUUGUUCCUGUUCGCCAAAGAUGAGAGCCGCCCCAUGGAGACCUCCAGUGGCUGCCUUCGCGUCGGGCUUUGUUCCGCUCUAAGCCGUGCAGGCUACUUGGGAGUGCCUUUGGCACUUUGGUUGCUUUGCUUUGGAGCCCUGGCUUUGGCAGCUCUCUUGAGUGGAUACUUGACUUUCUUGAUGGCAUCCUUUGCUGGAGUUGCUGCGAUCUUCCUCGCCGUGGGGCUCCAUGUUUAUCGGCAUUGGCGUUUGUUUACGGCCGACAGCAUGUCAGAGCAUGUGAAGGAUGAAGAGUCUGUUCAUUACGAGGGCUUUGUGAUGACGACGUCCUCAGGCGUUUUGUCUGCGGGGGGCGGCGGCACCGAUCUUUGCAUGGCCGUCGCAGAUCGCCUGGCCGUGCUCGACAUGCGCCAGGCCGAGGCCACCAAUGUCAAGGACGAGCAAUCGGAACAAAAGCAAGAAGGAAAUGAUAAUAAUUUGUUUUAA
This is a messenger RNA of Durusdinium trenchii, 2799 nucleotides long. The record is from the annotation of a GenBank genome assembly. Lineage: Eukaryota; Dinophyceae; Suessiales; Symbiodiniaceae.